Paramecium tetraurelia is the source of this 1329-nucleotide messenger RNA. RefSeq lists its product as uncharacterized. Lineage: Eukaryota; Ciliophora; Oligohymenophorea; Peniculida; Parameciidae. The record is from RefSeq and is a predicted model, not a curated record. The transcript is spliced from 3 exons.
AUGCAAUGUAAUUAAAAAUGUUUUGCUUAACCAGGCCAAACCUUGAUCGAUCUAGCUAUUAUCAAUAAUUGCAAUGUGUGGAGAUUGAAGAAGGCAAAUAAGUUAGAACAUUGCCAUUUGAUCCCAGGCUAGGAGGUGAUAAUGUAAUAUGAUAAUAAGCGUGUUUUAUAACGCGAUUUGCUCAAAUCCAUUAAUAUUUCAAUACCCAUUCUCUAUAUGUGGGAUAGGGAUCAUAUACAGGGUAAUUUGUAGAUCUGCUAUGAUUAUCUGAUUUUUACUGUUAAUUCAAAGAAAUUGAGUAAGGAGCAUAAAGGCAAGGAAGAUCAUUUAAAUUUUUCUAUAUAUGUAAAUGAGAUUUACAAAAUAAUAUUCAAUCCAAUAGCUGAGUUAAUGUAAAUAAUUAUAUGGGGUAUUUGUGGUAACAGAGUGCCUGAAAACCAAAAGAAACUUCUCAUUGAAUUAAAAGCUAUAAAAGGAGAAACUAAGGCAGUAAAGGCAUUUGUAAGGGAAUUCUGGUAAAUGAAAGGCAAGAGCAAAAGAAUGAUAACGAUGGAGGCAUUUACAUAUUUGAUACAACAACUAUAACAUGAGCAUGAAUCUGUUACUGGAGACUCGUUCAAUACGAGAGUGAAAAAAGGAGAGAGCAAUAUAGAGUGCCUGAGUAGCGUGUAUAAUUUCAAUUAUGUUGAAAUAAACGAAAAGAAUGGGUCAAUGGAGGUUUGCAAGGCUAGGUAGCAAUAAUAACCAAAAGAAUAAGCAAAGGUUAGUUUGAGUGAGGAGAGUCGAAUAAUCUCUAUGAAGUAAGUGUUAGAAAUAGCAGACGGUAUGCCAUCUUAUUUGUAGACGAAGCCAUGGUUCUUAUUAUUUUCUAUCAAUAGACAUGGUAGUUCGUAUCAGGAAUUUUUGAGGAGAACAGAAUAUGCUGGGCCUCACGUGAUUCUGAUUAAGGAUCAAGGCAAGAAGGUAUUUGGAGGAUUCUUGUUGAGUUCUUGGAGAUUGUCUAAGAAUGAGUUUUUCGGACAGGGAGAAUCCUUUUUGUUUAUCUGUCUAUAUAAUCAUACAAGGAUAUUCAAAGGAUCCCAGAAAAAUAGGUGUUUUCAAAUGGCUGAUGAGACUGGGUUCAGUAUUGGAGCAGGAGAUAAAUAUGGUUUAUUUGUAAGCAGUUCGUUUAGUAAAGGGGAAUCGAAUCCGAGUGAAACUUUCGAUAAUGAGGUGUUGUCGAGCGAGGUUAAUUUCCAGAUCCAAGAGUUUGAGGUUUGGGGUUUGGAUGAGGAAGCAGUGCAUUAAUUGAAGUUUCAAGACUAGAAAAGAUCAUUAUUUACAAAAUGA